AUGUUCCUGAGACUAGAAACCACUAAAGACCUAAAACAAAUGAAACAAGAUUUGGUUGAUACAGAAGCUGUAGUCCUUUAUGCCAAGAGAAAACCAACCUUCCUUACAAGUGAAAAUUUGGAGCUGAAAGAGAAAAUAAAAAAACUUCUAAACUCCUGCAAGCAAAUGGAAAAUGAUAUUCAACUAUAUCAACGCCAAUUGGAGACAGAAAAGAAAAAGCAAGCUGAUCUGGAUAAAGAAUUGCAAUCUUCUUUUAAUGAAAUAAGAAAACUCAAUUCCCUCCUAGAUGGCAAAGUUCCAAACGACUUGCUCUGUAAUUUGGAAUUGGAAAGAAAGAUUGAUGACCUCCAAAGUGAACUUAAUAAAGAAACUAAUGAAAAUGAAACUUUGCGAAAAGAAGUUAAAUUGCUCUCAGAAUUAAAACCUUUACCUUCAGAAGUGCAAAUGCUAAGGACAGAGAUACAUAAGAAGUCUAAAGAGCUCACUAUAAUAACUUCAGAAAAAGAAAAAUUACUUUCUGAAGUAGUUUAUAAAGACAAUAAAAUUCAAAGUUUACUUGAAGAAAUGGGGAAAACUAAAGGUGACCUUGCAGCUUCCCAGCUGGAUUGCAAGAACAUUGAUGAAGAAUUUCAAAAUUUCAAAACUCUUCAUAUGGAAUUUGAGCAAAAAUACAAAAAUAUCCUGGAAGAGAAUGAGAAAAUGAAACAAGAGGUAGGAAAUCUCUCUAAAGAUGCAGAAUGUCUUGGUGUAAAGUUUGACAACUCAUUACUUUUUCUUACUUUAAAGCUUUCUGGAAAGACUCAGGAGCUCCAGCAGGAAACAGCCAAGAGUUGUGACAGAUUAGAUGAGGUGGAACAACUGAAGGAAGAGCUAGAAAACAAGGAUUCUGCACUGCGAUCUGUAGAAAAGGAGAACAGCCUGCUAACUGAGACACUACAGGAAACAUUAGAAGAAGUAAAAACUUUGACUCAAGAAAAAGAUGACCUGCAGCAGCUCCAAAAGAGCCUGCAAAUUGAGAGAGACCAACUCAGAAAUGACAUUCCGGACACAAUAAAUACGAACAUAGACACUCAAGAACAAUUGCACACUGCACUUGAGUCUUUGAAGCACCACAAAGAAAGCAUUAACACACAGAAAAGGAACAUUUCUGAGGACUCUUCUGAGACACUGCAUUCAGUGGAUGCUGAGGGACAUAUAGGGUGCUUGUACCUUUUGCCUGCUGACCUGGAAAAAGAAGAUGAACUAAGAAUUGCUCAUGUGCACCUGAAAGAGCAGCAAGACACUAUCGAAAAGCUCAGGAGGGCUGUUAUGGACAAGACAGAUGAACUAGCAGCUGUGCAGAGGGACUUAGGACAUGCAAAUGCUGCUGCAAAAGCGCAGAUCCAGGAACUUAAAGAAAACGAAGAUCAACUUAGAAAAGCCAAUGAUGAUCUUGUGGGAUUCAUGUAUCAAAUGUAUCAAAUGGAAGAAUUGAAGAAGCGACUCGAAACCCAGAAUUCAGUUGUGGAAUGUGCAGAAACAGAGAAGUUGAGGCUGACUAAGCAACUUCAUAGAAACCUUGAAGAAAUAAGAUUCCUUACUUACAAAAAUGAUAGUCUAAAAAUUGAGAAUGAAACCCUCAGAGCAGAACGAGACCAACUGAGGGAAAGCCUUACAAAAGCAGAAGCCAAUAUCGCAGUGCUUCAUAAAGAACAAGUGCAACUUCCUAAUGUGAAAGAAGUCAGUGAAUGUCCAGAAACAGUGAAUACAUUAGAACCACUAGAAGAGCAAUCCAAACCCACGGAUUCAACAUCAGUAGAAAACUUAGCUAUGGAAAAGCUCAGGCUAACGGAGAAACUUCAAGGAGGAAAGAAAGAGAUAAAAUAUCUAACUAAACAAAGCGAUGACUGGAAAAUCUUAGAGGCAUUUCAACUUGAACAUUCCCAGCUCAAACAAGACCAUAAAGAAAUUCUUGCUAAAAUCCAAGAAGCCCAAGACGGAGAAUGUCCCUUGACUAUGGGGGAAAAGGAUGGUGAUACUACAAAAAUAAGUAAGAAAGGACCAAUGAAGAGGCGGUUCAAAGCCAGAUAUUCAGCACCACCAAGAAUAGAUAUAGAAAAGUUGCCUGAGAGCCUUGAAGGCCAUGGGAAAGUGGGUGCCCUACACCAACUACAGCGGAAUCUUCCCUCACAGCAGGACCGCUUCACAGGCCACAUAAGAGAAGUCACAGCCAAACUUCUGGAAACCGAGGAAGAACUUAAAAUUGCUCGUUGUUGUCUGAAAGAGCAACACGAAAAGAUUAAUAGAUUGACAGUGAACCUAUCAGAGAAGGAAUAUGAAAUAUCCACCUUUCAGAUGCAGCUGGAAUCAGCCAAUAAUGAAUUACAGAGAAAGAUCCAGGAGCUUUAUGAGAAACAGGAAAAACUUAAUAGAAUGGAAGCUCAGAAAUCUCAUGAAUAUAUGUAUGAAGUUAAACAAGUUAAGGAGCUACUUGUAAUAAGAGAUCUUAAUGAUUACACAGAAAUCAUAGUGCAAGGACAGCAAGAGCUUGUGGAGAAAGAGAAAAACUUUCUUAAGACAGAUUCUAUUGAUGGCACCACAGAAAAUACAUGUCUAACAGAACACUUGAAAGAGCAACUUGAGGCCAAGAGGUCAGCUCUGGAAAAUGUGGAAAUGCAGAAUGUGAGGUUGACUCAAAGACUAAAUGAGAACCUUGAAGCAAUGAGAUGUGUCAUAACAGAAAGGGAUGACCUGAAGAGUGUAGAGAAGACUCAUAAAACUGAGAGAGACCACCUCAAGGGAAACCUUCAGCUAACUAUCACUAAAAUGAGUUGGUCUGACCUGGAAAAAGAAGAAGAACUAAGAAUUGCUCACGUGCACCUGAAAGAGCAGCAAGACACUAUCGACAAGCUCAGGAGGGAUGUUACCAACAAGACAGAUGAACUAGCAGCUGUGCAGAGGGACUUAGGACAUGCAAAUGCUGCUGCAAAAGCACAGGGUCUCUUAAAGCAAAAGGAACUAAGAAUUGCUUAUGUGGCUCAGAAAGAGCACCAAGAAACUAUCAACAUGCUCAGGGUGACUGUUUCUAAGAACCACAUGAAAGUGGAUUUAGAAUAUUCAGAGACUAACUUUCAAAAGAGAAAAAAAAUUCAAGAACUGAAGGAAAAUGAACUUCAACUUCUUAAAUUAGAAGGAGAACUCAGUGAAGCACAGAAACAACUCAAGGAACAAGGCAGGACUCUGAGUAAGAUAGAGAUGGAGAAUUUAACUUUGGCUCAGAAACAUCAUGAAGACUUUGAAGAAAUAAAGACUCUUGUAACAGAAAGAGAUAACCUAAGGAAAGCAGAGGAGAUACUCAAACUGGAAAGAGACCAACUUAAGGAGAACUUAGAGAAAAUCACAGCUAAAGAUCUAGACACACAACAAGAACUAACAAUUGCUCACAUGCAUUUGAAAGAACAAGAAGAAAAUAUUGAUAAACUGAGAAAGAAACUUGGAGAAAAGGCAACUCAAAUUUCAGACAUCCAGGAUUUAGAUAAAUCAAAAGAUGAAUUACCAAAAAAGAUCCAAGAACUUCUGAUGAAAGAGCUUCAGCUUUUUAAAGAAGAUUUCAGUAAAACUUAUACCAAAAUGAAUGAAAUAGAACAAUUGAAGAAAAAAUAUGAGGCCCAGCAUACAUCUGUGCAGAGUAUGGCUACAAACAAUUUUCACUUGAUUAAAACCGUGUAUGAAAACCUUGAAGAAAUAAAAAAUGUAGCUAAGGAAUGUAAUGAGCUAAGGAAGAUAAAAGAGUCUCUCAAAAUGGAAAGAAACCAAUUCAGAGAAUCCAUAAGAAAAACAAAAACUAGAAACCACAAAGGGGAAGUAAAACACAAAGGAAAAUUGCUAUAUGAUGCAGAACAACACCCUACAGAAAGCCUGAUAGAAAAAUGCCUGAAGAUAAAAGAGCUUCUGAAGAAGUACUCAGAGAUGGAUACUGAUUAUGAGUGCUUGGAUAGAUUCUCUCUUGAUUUGGAGAAGGAAAUUGAAACCCAAAAAGAGCUUUCAGUUAGAAUAAAAGGAAACCUGUACCUUCCAUACUCACAAACCAAACAGAUUCAAAAACUUCUUGCAGUAAACCAAAGGUGUUCCAUAGAAUCCUACAGAGUCAUGAAGAAACUUAAGUAUGUGUUAAGCCAUGUUACAAGGAUAAAGGAAGAACAGCAUGAUACCAUCAAUAAAUUUGAAUUGGCUUUUGUUGAAGAAGUAGAGAAGCAAAAUGAAUUGCAAACUAAAAUUCAGUGUCUUGAUAUGGAUUACAAUGCACCAGCACCCAGAGAAUUAAAGGAUCUCAAAUUGAACCCAAAUAUCGACCUACAUAUUGAGGAAAUUCUCAAAGAUUUCUCAGAAUAUGACUUCCAAAGUAUAAGGACUGAAUUUCAACAACUACUAAAUGAUCAAAAAGAAAUGUGUCAGUUCUUAGAAGAAUGGUUGAGUGCUCCUUUUGAUACAGAAAAACUUAAACUUGCUAUCCAGAAAGAAAACAGUAGCUUAUUUCGAGUGAAUAACUUCUAUAAUGAUAAGAUAACUGCCAUAAUAAAUGAAUCCACAGAGUUUGAGGAAAGAAGUGCUAUCAGAUCAAAAGACUGGAAAUGUGACCUAAACAUCAUGAAAGAAAAAACUAAAAAACUAGUUGAAGACUACCAAUCUUUGACAGCUUCUCAAUCUAGUGUCCGGAUUUGUUCUACUACACCAAGCAGGAAGACUCAGCAUGUUGCCUCAGGAUACGUACAGAUGACUGCAGAGAAAAUUCAGGAACUAGAAACUUCCCUACAUGAAGCUAAAGAAAGUGCUGUACGUAAAGAAGACAAGAUUGUAAAGUUGCAGGGAGAACUAAAAGUGACUAAUGACAUAAUAGCAAAACUUGAAAACAAAGUUAAUGAAUCAAACAUAUGUCUUGAAAAAGCAAAAGAAACCAUUCAGUUACUUCAGGACGAAGUUGCUGUAAGAACUAAACUGUAUAAAGAAGACAUUGAAUACCUGAAAACAAAACUGGUGAAAGCAGAACUAGAAAAGAUGAAAAAUGGCAGAGAACAUGAAAAAGAAAUUAAUUCUACAAAAGCUACUACUGAAUAUCAAAAAGUAAUGAUAAGGGCACUAAGAGAAAAUCUCAGAAGAAAUCAACAGGCCCAAGAUACUUCAACGGAACGAACAAUAGAAACAAACAGUCUGGAUGCUAUGCCAGAUCUGUGGCCACCCUCCUCAAGAAAAGAAACAGAUGACUGCAAAAUGCAGUAGACUUCCCACACUAACCUGGAAUGUUUGCAGUAACUUUAUUUAUGUAUCUACCCAUUAAUGUUAUAG
Molecule: messenger RNA, 5322 nt
Organism: Jaculus jaculus (lesser Egyptian jerboa)
Lineage: Eukaryota; Metazoa; Chordata; Mammalia; Rodentia; Dipodidae
Product: centromere-associated protein E-like
Source: RefSeq, a predicted model, not a curated record